CUUUUGCGGUAUCGGGAACCACGCGUCUCAUCCAUGGCUUCCGCGGACUUGCGCAGGGUGGCAGAUGGCGGCGGUGCUGGGGGCACCUUCCAGCCCUACCUGGAUUCCUUGCGGCAGGAGCUGCAGCAGACGGACCCAACGCUGUUGUCAGUAGUGGUGGCGGUUCUUGCGGUGCUGCUGACGCUAGUUUUCUGGAAGUUAAUCCGGAGCAGAAGGAGCAGUCAGAGAGCUGUUCUUCUUGUUGGCCUUUGUGAUUCCGGGAAAACGUUGCUCUUUGUUAGGUUGUUAACAGGCCUUUAUAGAGACACUCAGACAUCCAUUACUGACAGCUGUGCUGUAUACAGAGUCAACAAUAACAGGGGCAAUAGUCUGACCUUGAUUGACCUCCCCGGCCAUGAGACUUUGAGGCUUCAGUUCUUAGAGCGGUUUAAGUCUUCAGCCAGGGCUAUUGUGUUUGUUGUGGAUAGUGCAGCAUUCCAGCGAGAGGUGAAAGAUGUGGCUGAGUUUCUGUAUCAAGUCCUCAUUGACAGUAUGGGUCUGAAGAACACACCAUCAUUCUUAAUAGCCUGCAAUAAGCAAGAUAUUGCAAUGGCAAAAUCAGCAAAGUUAAUUCAACAGCAGCUGGAGAAAGAACUAGAUACUGAAACUGGUCUGGCCAUUGCUCCCCUCAGACCUGGGACUAUGACUGAAUGUUUAAGGAUGACAACAAGAAGAGAGCAGCAAUAGAUAGCAAGGAGGCCUCUGACCAAGGGAAACUGCUGCCAACAGCUACCAAGCCAACUAGCCUUGGAUCACACAACUGCAGCCAUGGUGCUCAGGAUUCUAAUGUCACACCUUCAUGUUGAUGUAUGUAUGAUCACCCAGCAAGUUAAGAGUGAUCAGAAUCAAUGUGUUUCCACUUGUAAAUAGGCUGUUUGCUUUUUCCAUCUUACACUCAAUUUUCCUGAUGCCUGCAGAACAGGAGCUUUGUUGACAGCUUUUAAGAUUCACCCCCCUCACCCCCACCAUCCCAAAAAAGAAGGCCAAGGGGAUCCUGCUAAUCUGCCAGGUCAGGUCUAGUCUUUGGGGAGAGGGACUGAAUUGCUCAAUUGAGAACAUUUCCUCAAAGGAAUCCUCCAAUUUGCCCUCUGCUAACCCAACUGGAUUCAGCAAAGAUGCAAUGCCCUUGCCAGGGUGCUGAGGCAAUGCCAUGACAUCUUCUUCAAGAGCACCUAACAGUUUAUUAUGGAACCUUAACUCUGUGCCAACUCUACCUGCAAGCAAGGGGACAGGGAUGGUGCCUGCUCAAGACAAUAAUCAGGGAACCAACAACUUCUGAAAAAGGUCUGGCUGCCUUUCCACACCUCAGGAAGGGAGGGGUGGAAACCGCACCUGCGGAAGGGAGCGCCAUGGAACCGCUGAGAUGGAAGGAUGGGAUGAAGCCACCUUCAGCCUCAGAGGCCAAGGGGCUGGGGAGAACCCAAACUCAGAGGAUGUUGUGUGCAUGCUAGGAAAGGCAGGACUCACUAAGGCCCUGUCAAACCAAAUGCUAUCUUUUACUGCUGCUCUAGGCCAGGAUGGAAAAACAGUCCAUGGUGCCUUGGAUGUGUGUGCCCAUGAGAAGGGAACUAGUUUCUACUGUUUUAUGGGAUGUUUUUCAAAAAAGCUAAUCUUUAGUGCCAAGAAAAUAAAAAUCUACCAUACGUUCAUUCACUGAGACCCAGUGCAGAUCCCUGUAAAUAGGGCGGUCUCAGAGGCCACAGGUGAUGGCCCUCACUGCCAACCAGGCAGGACACUGUCAUGUGGACUCCUGUAAAUUCUCUCGAGGUAAGUAAGCACUCUUCCAACAAGCACCACUUGGGGGUGUACCCAUGGUGGGGGGACACUGGCCCACACAGGCAUGCACACCCGUGCAUAUAAAGUACAUAGAGAAAUGGUGGAGAUAUUCCCGUGGGCUAUGUUUGCCUGUAGUUUAACACAACUAUGCAUUAUUUUAUUGAUGGCAAGACAAUCACAAGUUAUUUGACAAUAUUAAGUAUUUCUUAUUUCAACACGUUGCAGUACUUUUGAAUUUCCAAAACUUAUCACAAUGCAAGUUCCAACUUGAGAGCAGGAGAAACAAGAAUAUACAUUGAGCACAUGUAUCUCCGUGAGGAUGUGUUUGUGGAGGGUGUAUACACAAGUCUAUCUCUAUAUAUAAUUAUGUACACACAUAUAAAAACUAAACACAUGACAUCUGAGACACGUUCAAACAUUGGUCUUUGCCUUUUGCAAGAGGUGCUCAGUGGGAUCCUGCUUCCUCUCUUCUUCACCUGAAGAUAAAUUCCUUGCUAGAGAUGAGCUCUGGCAUACAGCCUCCUAGGCAGAGGGUGUGUGGCAGGCCCACUGCACAAAUAUCAGUCCUGCCAGAUUCUGCUGCACUUACUGCCUGCCAUUUCAGAUUAAUUUCUGAGAAGUUUCAAAAUUCAUUCCAACAACCUUGUGGAGUUCAGCCCACCAUACCCCAGAUGGUCAUUCAUCCCAUCUAUGACAUGCCCAGCAGCAGCCUGGAGGGAGAGCCAAUGACAGCAGGGAGGGUGGGGUUUACAUUAUGGCCAGACUCACUGCCCAUUGCACCUGGCUCUGUGCAGGCUCAGGGCAGUGAGUCUGAGUCUAUUUGGAAUGUUAGCCAAGUAGGUUAUAUCAUUUAGUGGGAAGAGAGAGUUCUCUUCAGAGACUUUGCAGAUUCUCAGGACUAAGCCAUUCUCAGGAAUGAAUAAAAAAUGGAAGAGAUGGCUCUCUGGGGGCAAGUCCUAGUGCCCUAGGCAGCCUUCUGGAGACCCCACCUGAACCAUACCCUCAGGUGACCACAGCACAGCUGCAAUAGCCACAAAGAUAUGUCCACAAAGACUUCAACUGUGCCAUGCCAGUGGGGUGAAAACAUAGCAACAAAUCAGCUUUUCCAGAAAGCACUCAACAAUAUUAGCAGCCGAGGCUCUAAGAACAUGGAUCUUUCAAGGUGGUGGUUCUGCAGACAACCCCCCCUCUCCCCAAUCACAGAGGAUCAACUCCAGGUGGUCCAGCUUCCCUGACAUCCAGGGGAAAGGCUUCAGGAUGGCACGCUGCCCAACAUCACACACUGAAUUUCUUAGACUUGGCCCAGGCAUGCGUAUUGACUGCUGGGUGGGCUGGUUGAAAUAUUUUCAGAACUACACAUGGCACCCCAGUCUAUAAACCAUGCACCAUGCAGCUGCAAUUGCCAACAGCACCCUGUCCUUCUGAUGGCCUCUUGCUCUGCCAGUCCCUGAGGGCACAGAGAACACAAGGUUUCCUGUGCCCUCAACCCCCUUCAAGGCUUUUCAGGGAAGGAGAAAGAGACGUGGGAGCAGUUCCCCUGGGGGCUGCUGCCGGGCUGCCUAGAUCCCACAGACCUUGGUCUCAGCUCCACACAAGGUUGACGACCCACUCUGGCCAUGGAAGGACAGAGUCAGAGCUACCUUUUCAGAGGCUGAUGUGUUCAACCAAUGUUUGAUUUAACCAGAGUAGGGCCUGGAGAGUGGGGCCAGAUGGCCCCAGACGGAAGCCUAAUUAAUUUGCUCAGUUAAUUGUUUUAAUUUAUUGGGCUGGGGAUGGGAGGAAGGCAGAGGUGAUGAACGGUUCAAAGAGAACAGGAAGGAGGAGGUGUGUGGAAAAGGUUCUCUAUAAGUUUACAAAUAUACAAAAACAAAAACAUCUUUCAAAUAAAAAUGACUACAUUUUUAUCUGGCAAAAAAUUGUAUACACAUGAUUUAAAUUUUUUUUAAAUUUUAACAGUUUUUGGCAAUCUUAAUAAAGUACAAUAUAUUACAACCAAACCAAAAAA
Symphalangus syndactylus (siamang) is the source of this 3820-nucleotide messenger RNA. RefSeq names its product SRP receptor subunit beta (gene SRPRB). Gene Ontology annotation, cellular component: Golgi apparatus. Gene Ontology annotation, biological process: Golgi to plasma membrane protein transport; intracellular protein transport; protein localization to Golgi apparatus. Lineage: Eukaryota; Metazoa; Chordata; Mammalia; Primates; Hylobatidae. Gene Ontology annotation, molecular function: GTPase activity; GTP binding. The record is from RefSeq and is a predicted model, not a curated record.